This is a messenger RNA of Linnemannia hyalina, 1002 nucleotides long. The record is from the annotation of a GenBank genome assembly. Lineage: Eukaryota; Fungi; Mortierellomycota; Mortierellomycetes; Mortierellales; Mortierellaceae.
AUGGAAGCACCCCUACCCGAAGGAUGGAUCUCCCAGUUCGACUCCACCCACAAGCGUAACUUCUAUGUCUACACAGCAACAGGCAAAACGCAAUGGGAACACCCCGCCGCAGGGAACCCUCCUCCCCCAUACUCAGCAGCAUCAGGACCAACCCCUCCCGUAACCACCUCGACACCAUUACCUACAGCCAUCCCCGUCCCCGUCACCACCUCAGCUUCCCCUGCAACAACCGACAGGGGCUUCCCCCAUAUCCCUGGUAUGCCUCAUAUCCCCGGUAUGCCUAGUAUGCCCGGUAUGCCUGGCGCUGCACCUCAUAACCCCUAUGGACAUGCUGCCCCGCCCCCCGGUGCCUAUGGAGCCGCUCCUUCUCCCUAUGGCGCUCCCUCCCCUUAUGGCGCUCCUUCUCCCUAUGGUGCUCCCUCCCCCUAUGGCGCUGCACCUUCUCCCUAUGGCGCUGCCCCUUCUCCUUACGGCGCACCACCACCACACGGUGCUCCUUAUGGAGCCGACCCCUAUGGCGCACAUGCUCCUUACCCUGCCUACCCACCCAGCCCCUAUGGAGCGCACCCUCCCCCAGCAGCAGCCGGAUACCCCGGAGCUCAUUCUCCUUAUGGCGCACCACCAGCAGCCGCCUAUGGAGCUCAUCACCCACCUGCCGCGUCCAGCCACGGCAUGCCAAUGGGCGGACUUGCGGCCGGAGGAUUGGCCGUCGGCGCUGCAGCCCUUGUUGGAGGUCUCCUUGUAGGCAAGUCCCACCACGGCAGUCAUCAUGGUGGUGGUGGAUUUAUGCAUGCCGCCCCCGUUGCCCAUGUGAUGCCCUAUGGACAACAUGGAGGACACCACGGACACCAUGGAAAGCACUUUAAGCACAAUAAGCAUUAUAAGCAUAACAAGCACCACUAUGGCGGAUAUGGAGGACACCACGGACACAAGCACCACAAGCACCAUGUAAGUCUUUUUUUUUGUUUUUGUUUUUGUUUUGUUUUUGUUUUGUUUUUGUAG